This is a messenger RNA of Myotis myotis, 741 nucleotides long. RefSeq names its product ST6 N-acetylgalactosaminide alpha-2,6-sialyltransferase 3 (gene ST6GALNAC3). Gene Ontology annotation, biological process: ganglioside biosynthetic process; oligosaccharide metabolic process. Gene Ontology annotation, molecular function: alpha-N-acetylgalactosaminide alpha-2,6-sialyltransferase activity. The record is from RefSeq and is a predicted model, not a curated record. The transcript has 3 exons. The coding region runs from base 111 to 737 and encodes 208 amino acids. NCBI's taxonomy places the organism in Eukaryota, Metazoa, Chordata, Mammalia, Chiroptera, Vespertilionidae.
AAUGUGGGCUGGAGCGGUCCUGCCGCGGUACCAGCCUCCAGCCCGUCGCCAAGACUGCUCCUGACUCAGGCGCGCCCACUGCUCGGUGGCAGGAGGGUCGGCAGAGCGUCAUGGCCUGCAUCCUGAAGAGAAAGUCUGUGAUUGCAGUGAGCUUCAUAGCAGCGUUUCUCUUCCUGCUGAUUGUGCGCCUUGUAAAUGAAGUGAAUUUCCCAUUGCUGCUAAACUGCUUUGGACAACCUGCUACAAAAUGGAUACCAUUCUCCUACACAUACAGGCGGCCCCUUCGAACGCACUAUGGAUACAUAAAUGUGAGGACGCAAGAGCCUUUGCAGCUGGACUGCGACCUUUGUGCCAUCGUGUCCAACUCAGGUCAGAUGGUCGGCCAGAAGGUGGGGAAUGAGAUAGAUCAGGCCUCCUGCAUUUGGAGAAUGAACAACGCCCCCACCAAGGGUUACGAAGAAGAUGUUGGCCGCAUGACAAUGAUUCGAGUUGUAUCCCAUACCAGCGUUCCUCUUUUGCUAAAAAGCCCUGAUUAUUUUUUCAAGGAGGCAAACACCACUAUUUAUGUGAUUUGGGGCCCUUUCCGCAAUAUGAGGAAAGAUGGCAAUGGCAUCGUUUACAACAUGUUGAAAAAGACUGUUGAUAUCUAUCCAAGUGCCCAAAUUUAUGUCACCACAGAGAAGCGCAUGAGUUACUGUGAUGGAGUUUUUAAGAAGGAAACUGGGAAAGACAGGUGAGUCC